CUCCGAUCCGAUGGUUCAUCUGACUAUAUAUAUGGAUCUCCCAAAUUGAGUACAGUUUCAUGAGCUGAGCUGAGCUGACACCAAAGAAAUUGGGCUAGCCUAGCUAGCUAACUACUUGGCUGUUGCGGGGUACUGACCUUAAUUCCACCGGCGGAGACGGUGAUCCGAGCGGCCUGCUAUAUAUCGGCAGCGGGUGAAAAGGUGGAUCCGAGAAAGCAUGGGAAGCGGCCACUUCCACCGGCGGCGGCGGCGGCGGAAGAAGACGAUGAAAAUACGGGAGGAGGAGACGGUGAUCCUUAUCACUUAUUUGGUGGCCACAUGUCCUCAUCGUCUUCUACCUACUGCGGGUGGUCGGAAGAGGACACGUCAGCCAUGGUCUCCGCUCUCUCUCAAGUCAUCGCCGCCACCGACGACUCAGCUGCUGCGACACAACCCCGAUCAUCAUCGUACAGCUACAACUCUCCUCAGUUUGACCGGACUUCCAACACCGCACCUAUCGUAGCAGUACGGACCCAUCACCACCACCAGCAGCAGCAGCAGCAGCAGAAUCAAGCCCAACCAGAUCCUGCAGGAAAUACGAGGAAAAGGCACUACAGAGGGGUGAGACAAAGGCCAUGGGGGAAAUGGGCGGCCGAAAUACGGGACCCGAAGAAGGCGGCCAGGGUCUGGCUGGGUACGUUCGACACUGCCGAGGAUGCAGCUGCUGCAUAUGACAAGGCGGCUCUCAAGUUCAAAGGCACCAAGGCUAAGCUCAACUUCCCAGAACGAGUUCAAGGCCAAUCCUUCUCCACCUACGGUUCCAGCACCAGCGUUGUCUCAUCUGCACCUCCUCGUCCACCUGCUGCAGCACUCCCGCCGCCCCCGCCGCCUUCCACUCAGGUACCGCCACACGGCGGCUACCCUCACCUGCUUCAGUACGCCAACAUCCUUUCAAGCGACCGUGAAUCCGAUUUUCAGUACCACGCUUCAAACCUCUUCAUGAGUCAACAGCAGGAUCCGUUUGCUCAUCCUCCCCACUCGUCUUCCACGUUUUAUCAUGUCCACGAUUAUGCGAAUCAGCAGCAGCAUGGUCAUGAUUAUAAUAUGACGAGAUAUCACUCGCCUUCACAUCGUGAUUAUCAUCACCAGCAAGGUCAUGAUGGACAUGGGAAUGAUUCCACCACGUCCGACCAAUAGCUCAGUACGCAUGCAUAUAUAUGUGCAAGUGUAGCAUGCAGUAGCUCCUUGUUAGUGAUGGAGGAUUUUGAAUUUUGAUUCCUCUGUUUUCCCGUAUGUUUAUUUUGGCGGCUGCUUAAUUAUUAAUUAUGAAAAUGCUCGCAAAUGUAUGCCAUUUGGUGAAUUAAUUUGCGGGAGGUCCGAGACAUAAGAGGCCCGAGGGAGAAACGAGUGCAUGCAUGGGACUGGGAGAGUAGUAGCAACAUACCCACAUGCCGGAAUUUUCUGUAUUGUUACUCUGCGAAUAGGAAAAUAGAAAAAAUGACAAAGUAAAAAAAAAUAAUUAAGGAAAGAAUAUACACGACAACGAAUU
Linum trigynum is the source of this 1528-nucleotide messenger RNA. The record is from the annotation of a GenBank genome assembly. Lineage: Eukaryota; Viridiplantae; Streptophyta; Magnoliopsida; Malpighiales; Linaceae.